ACCGUUGGAACCAAAAUGGCAAUCGAGUGUCAUACUCAUAGUCAGUUAAUCACCGAUUCGAUCAAGAACGAACGAGCUACUAGAAAAUCCACGGUCUGAGAGAGAGAGAGAGUGAAAAAGCAUUGCAGAGAGAGAGCUAUGGCGGGGAACAAUUCCAGAACGAUCAAGCUGUACUGUCCCUCGCUGUCGAAGAUAGUUCAGGUGGUAGCUUGGGAGGAGCAGAGGCUGGACCUGGGUUCGAUAGCUCGGAGUUUUGGGCUCGAGCCCUCGACGUUGAAGCUCAACGGCCACUUCAUUAGCAGAGGGGUCGACCUCAUUGCCUCUUCUGUCACCUGGAAGAGCCUCCUCUCUUUCUUUUCUUCUAAGGGACUUCCUACCGGAAAAGACAACGACAAAGCGCUCGUCGUUGAUGGCAAGCUCUCCAAAGUUGGAACCAAGCGAGCCCAUAACCCUCAGGAUGAUAUUGGCUGUGUAAAUCAACACGAAGAAGUUGCAACUAGUAGUAGAGGGCCAGCAAUGGUAGGUAACAACUUGCUCAAGCAUAAAAGGAUGAGGGAAGGCUUUAUUAGUUCAGGUCGUGAAGCUGAGAAUUCUAGUGUAGGCUUGAAGAGAAAGCAAGUAGUGGAAGAGUUGGGCAACCUCAAAAAAUUAAAGAUAAAUGAAACCUAUACAGAUAUCCCAGGAAGGGUUAGUGAGCCCAAGAAAAGCACUUCAGGCACCCAACUCAGAUGCAGUUACAGUGGAGAUAUGAAGCGGAUGAGAGAAGAUGAGGCAAUCAUUGCAGCUCCUUCUAAAAGGAUUAGAUGAAGCUUUUUGUUUCUCUACAUUUCUUUACUCCAUAUAUUUUGUUAAUUCCCUGCCACCUCAUGCCAAUACUGUCAACGAGGAGAGCUGAAUGUGAGUCCCAAGUCCCAGAAUUUGUAAAAUACCAUUUCAAAAUAUAAAUGCUUUGUUAUUUCUGCAUAUAAAACAA
Ziziphus jujuba (common jujube) is the source of this 973-nucleotide messenger RNA. RefSeq lists its product as uncharacterized. The coding region runs from base 139 to 807 and encodes 222 amino acids. The transcript has 4 exons. The record is from RefSeq and is a predicted model, not a curated record. Lineage: Eukaryota; Viridiplantae; Streptophyta; Magnoliopsida; Rosales; Rhamnaceae.